Messenger RNA from Lolium rigidum, 468 nucleotides. RefSeq lists its product as uncharacterized. The transcript is spliced from 5 exons. NCBI's taxonomy places the organism in Eukaryota, Viridiplantae, Streptophyta, Magnoliopsida, Poales, Poaceae. The record is from RefSeq and is a predicted model, not a curated record. Bases 1 to 468 code for a protein of 155 amino acids.
AUGGAGCUGAAAAGAUGGUAUUCCAGCGGUAUUGGCGAGUCAAUGGAAAAUCCUCCCUCCACAAUUUCUUUUUCCCAUAUUUCCACCACUACCCCAAUUACACGCCCCGUCUCGCCCCUCCCGCCGUUUAUGUCUUGUAGUGUCCUGCCUCCACGUGUGGAUCUGAAUGCUUGGUCUCGUCGCGAAGGCCCUUCCACGGCUACUCUGUCGUCGAAGUUCGGGUGUUCUUUGACAUCAGCAACAAAGGGCCGCCUUGAGCAUGUGUAUGUGAGGUUGAAGUGUUGCUUCUCCAUGGUUGCAGCGAUGAAGCAGGUGUUUUGCAGGCGCUGGAGGUCUGUGAUUACUUGCAACUUUACAAGCAAGCAGGCAGGCAGGCAGUGGCCUCUUGUUGGUGUACAUGGUAAAGUAGUCGGAGGAGGUGGAGCGAAGCUGGGGUACAGGGAGGCGGCCUCUGAGGAGAAAACAUGA